GGCCGUUUUAUCAACAUAUCUUAGCGUGAUCUUACGUAAGAUUCGUAGGAUUUUGACGUACGCUUAUCGUAAGUACUGCGAACCGUUUUAUCAAAGAAAUCGCAGCUAAGAUGUCGUAAGAUUUGUGCUGAAAGCUACGACUUGGUAAGACCACUCUUAGCGUUCGUAAAUUGUACUAAACAUGGCCGCCGCACGUGCUUUAGACGAUGGUUAACCAAGAGAGAUGAGACCACUCUUAGCGUUCUUAUUAUGGCGGCCAUAGGAGCGUUAGACGUCGCACGACCGAGAGAAAGGAGGCUGUUUCGACAAAGAAAGGGGUUCAGUGAUCUUAGAGACGCUGAAAUAUUGAGUCGCUAUCGAUUAGAUCGACAAUCCAUUUAUCGGCUUGUCGAUUUGUUAAGGGACGAUCUACAAAAACCGACGAGAAGAUCGAAGUCCAUACCUGUCCUAACGCAGGUGCUUGUGAGUCUAAGGUACUUGGCGAAAGGUGAUUUUCUGUCUGAGGUUGCUGACCUUCAUGGAAUUAGCAGGUUUCCAACUGGAAUUGCACUUGCUUCUGUCAAACAAGGAUUUUUUCAAAAAUGUGGCAUUCCAAAUACAAUUGGUGCAAUUGAUGGAACACUCAUUCCAAUAAUUGCCCCAGCAGCAAAUGAAGCCAUUUAUGUGUGUCGUAAAGGCUUCCCUGCCAUAAAUGUCCAAGCAGUUGUGGACCACAAGGCCAGGUUCAUUGACAUUGUGUCGAAAUGGCCUGGGUCUACGCAUGAUGCCUCUGCCUUUGACAGCUGUGGGUUAAAGACCUUUCUGGAAGAACACCACCAAGGGCACUUGCUGGGCGACUCGGGCUAUCCCUUGAAAAAAUAUCUGUUGACGCCAUUACUUAGACCUACAACAGAUGCAGAGUUACGAUACAACUAUGCCCAGUCAAGUGGGCGGAUGGUGGUGGAGAGGGCUUUUGGAGUUCUCAAGAGUAGAUUUAGAUGUCUACAUAAAACUGGAGGAUGCUUAUGCAUGCGGCCAGACAAAUGCUGCCAAGUAGUUGCAGCAUGUAUGCGUCUUCACAACUUGUGUGUCGAUCUGCAAGUGCCACUGCCUGAAGAACCUAUUGAGGAGGCUGAUGAUGUUGAUCACGCUGCCCCACAAGUUCAAAAUGACCGUCAUGCAUCAGCAUACAGACAGCAAAUUAUUCACUUAUUUAUGUAGCUGCUGUUCAAAGUUCACAUGCUUAUUUGGUCUUUGUCGGCUCAGGUUCUACUAAAAAGUACCCCUGGUACUCAAGUGUGUACUUAUAUGUAGCCCAGAUAUGGAAAAUACGCUUAAAGGCACCCCACCAUAUUCAGGGGUACUUUUUAGUUUGUUUUCUGUACCUGGGGUAUUUUGUAGUAUACUUAAGAGUACCCAGGGUACUUUAAAGUAGUACCUGAGCCGACAAUCACCAAUCAACCUCACAUGUACAUUAAGUACUCUAUGUAAGCCAUUGUGAUCUACCCAUGUGGGGCUUCAUGCAUAUAACUAUUUGUUGAUGAAAGUCAGGUCAUAUUUCUGUGAACAAUAUUUAAGCUAUGUUCAAAUUUGGUGAAAAGCUUUGCAAGAAUGUUAUUAUUGAAAAUUUCUAUGUCUGUUUUUGUAGUUUUUUAUAAGACACAAUUUUUAUGUCCCCCACCACUAUAGUGGGGGCAUAUUAGUUUUGCCCUGUCUGUUGGUAUGUGUGUUUGUUUGCGUCAAACUUUAACAUUUGCCAUAACUUUUGCAAUAUUGAAGAUAGCAACUUCAUAUUUUGCAUGCAUGUGUAUCUCAUGGAGCUGCACAUUUUGAGUGGUGAUAGGUCAAGGUCAUCCUUCAAGGUCAAAUGUCAAAUAUAUGGGGACAUAGUGUUUCCAAUGCUUGUGAUGUUUUCAUGUUUCCUUCAUAUUAUCACAAAGUGGAAAUAAAGUCUAUUCCUUUAAUACUUAGCUAAUAAACAUAACAGUACAUUUUUCUUCGCCUCCAAGGACAAAGGAAGUGGAACACUAUCUGAAAAUAAAAUACAUGUCAUGUUUCACAUUAUUUAUAAUGCAAAGUGAUGCUAAAAUGGUAACAUUGUAACAUUAGUGUAACAUUAAGAGAUGUGCAUAAACUAAUGAUUUUUUUUAAAACUGGUUUAGCAUACAUUUGUGUAAAUGAUGUAUAUAAAGACAGACAUGUCAAUAUGCUUCAACCCAUGAGCCCUUCCAAAGUAAAAUGUAUUAUGGGGUCAUUAUAUUAAUGUUUUUAUUUAAAUCAAAGAUAGUUUAGAUACUAAUAUAAUAAUUUGACUUACUGUUCUAAAAAAUUCUCCAAUACAUUUUGGGCAAGUUUUUUUUUGCUUUCAAUGAAGUACUGCUCCGCAGCCUUUUGUGUCUGAAUUUGUUGUUCCAUCAAUUUUCUUUUUAACCGGGUUGUUUCUGUUUGUUCAAUGAAGAACGUGUAUUGUGCUAGCUGCACAUCAGACAAUGUUCUGUAGCAACAAAUUAUUUUAUAUUGAACAUUUGUGAAAAUGAAUUGUGAAAUUUAGGUUUAAAUGUAUGCACAAUUUUUUUUGGAUAUAGUAUUAAAAUGUAUUAUCAUACAACUUAAUAAGUUACAAAGGCUGAAGUUUCAUAAUCCUAGGCCGAAGCGUUCUUGAGUUAUCAUCUAGAAACCAUAUGGUGAGCAGACCGACCGACAGACAGAAAUGAGCAAAACAAUAUACCCCCUCUUCUUCGAAGGGGGGCAUAAAUAUUUAAUUUGUAUGGAACUUACAUCUUUCUUCUCUUACAAGGCUGUUCAGAUUUGGCCUCACACGGGCUGUUUGGCGCAUCUUCCUAUAAUGUUUAUAUAUGAAUGAUUAUGACUUUUUAUAUAACAUAAGUAAUCCAAUAUGUUAGUUUAGGUCAUAAAUAUGCAUAAACUUAUUUAUAAUUUUACAAGUAAGAAACCAAUAACUUUUAUGUCAUAUAUGCAAACAUGUACAUUCAAUGACAAAGAUAUUUUGAUGGAGCCUAUUUAUUACAAUCGUAACUGCAAUUAAGUAACUUAAACUUUAACGAACUUUAUGCCGCAUAAUUAAUUUGUUAUUAUGACACACAUUGUUAGACCUUUUAUAUUUUAUUUGCUUAGUAACAUUGACACUCCUACAAUAAUAAAUGUGCCAUAAGUA
Dreissena polymorpha is the source of this 3154-nucleotide messenger RNA. Its product is annotated as putative nuclease HARBI1. The record is from RefSeq and is a predicted model, not a curated record. The coding region runs from base 250 to 1200 and encodes 316 amino acids. The transcript has 6 exons. NCBI's taxonomy places the organism in Eukaryota, Metazoa, Mollusca, Bivalvia, Myida, Dreissenidae.